AACGCUACUCUUGUCGCUUGUUGCCAACUUCCCGUCAGUCAUUUUACUUUGUGGCUGUUGGUAUAUGGUCGACGAAAUCGUAAAAAAUCUUAAUCAUCGAAAGUUAAUUUACAAAGUGACAAGAUGAGUGCUGGAAUGCCUGAAUUAGGCUCAAAAAUAAGCCUAAUAUCAAAAGCCGACAUCCGCUAUGAAGGCCGUCUCUUCACCGUUGAUCCGCAGGAAUGUACGAUUGCUCUAGCUAGCGUGCGAUCAUUUGGUACUGAAGACAGAGAGACUCAGUAUCCAGUGGCUCCGCAGAGCCAAGUGUAUGAUUACAUCUUGUUCCGUGGCUCUGACAUCAAGGACAUCCGUGUGGUCAACAAUGUGUCCUCGCUACCCAACGACCCUGCCAUCGUGCAGAUGUCUGUACCACCAUCGAUCGGAAGCGGUAACCAAGGGCAAUAUGUGGGGCAGUAUAACCAUCCAGUUGUGGGACAAACACAGUAUCCACAAUAUUAUCCGAUGGGUGGGUUUCCGAGCAGUGUGCAUCCUCAAAUGAAUAAGACGAGUGAGUUGUCCCCACAAACGUCAGUGGAUCUGGCUCCGCAACAACCCGUUACAGCUCCUAUCGGAUCCGGAGUUGUACAUCACAACCAAGUGAAAGACCAAGGUUCUAUGUUAGAUUUGAUUGGAGGAGGUUCGCAGCAAAGCGCGUCUCGGUCGGGAACACCGGCGGCCGUGGGACACAGGAAGAGCCCCACUGCGGACCAGGGUACCCAGCAGGUCGGUUCGGGCGCGGGCGGGUCCACCCAGCGUGAAUCUCGCCGCGGUGGCUCUACGAACAAGCCGGCGAACCGCCCGCGACAGAACUCGCGAAGCCGCCAGCGACAGUCCAGCGGCUCCCAACCGUCGCAGCCGCAGCAACCACAACACAAUCAACAUCAACAACACAAUCAACAACAACCGCACCACCACCACCAGCCCGGUGAGCUCGUUGAAAGCCAGGGCUACAACCGCGGUGGCUGGAGGGGCCGGUCCCGCGGGCGCGGGCGCGGCUUCGUGCCCCGCAACAAGAACACGCUCAAGUUCGACAACGACUACGACUUUGAGCAGGCGAACACCGAGUUUGAGGAGCUGCGCAGCCAGCUGGCCAAGGCCAAGAUCGCGGACGGGGAGACUAAAGUGGAGAAUAAUGUUAGUCCCAUUGUAAUUGAUGGGGUUCCAUUCCAGGGCGAAGUGGACAAGAAGGACGACUCGGGCAACGAGACGGGCGCGGGUGAGGCGGAACAAGAGGACGACUUCAUGGGAUACGAUAAGAAGAAGAGCUUCUUUGAUAAUAUCUCGUGUGAGGCUGUUGAGAGGCAAAAGGGGCGCAGCCAGCGGACGGACUGGCGGACGGAGCGCAAGCUGAACUCGGAGACGUUCGGCGUGGCGUCCGCGCGGCGCGGCGCGUGGCGCGGCCGGCCGGGCUGGCGCCACCCGCACAACCCGCACAAUCCGCACCACCAGCCCAUGUCGUACUUCCCGAGCUGGCGGGCGAUGCGCGGCGGGCGCGGGCGCGGCGGGCCGCAGCACGCGCACAACAACCACAACAACCACAACAACCACAACAACCACUCCAACCACAGCCACGCCAGCGCGCACCGCCAGCGCAGCGCGCCCACCGCGCCGCCCGCGCAGCCCGCCGCUACUGCCAAGUAGGACUGGAUGAAGGAGGGUACGCCGAAUCUUAAUUUAUUAUCGCGAGGACUAAACAAACACUUAAGUAACGGAAAAGUGAGUGUUGGUGAUAGAAAGUGUGUUAAUUGUUCUAUCGUAAACUCUUAUCGGGAAUGUUAAGGAUGGAUAGAUAUUAGUUGAUGGACAUUGCUAUGGUGUGACAGUGUUGUAUCCAAUAUAUGGAAGGAGCUAUUUGGAAAUUCCCGUGAGAACGAAACAUGUUCGUCCAGAGGCACCUAAGUGUUGUAAGUAUAGAAUGGUUUGUUCAAAUUAUUGGGCUGAUUGUUUCAUGUUGACCUUUUUCUGAAAAUUGUAAAGUCGACCAGAUUGAUAUAAGGCUAUUGUGAUCGAGAGUCAACCUAGUUCGUUACGUCGAGGCUACCGAAUCGCCCGCGUAGAAUAAUAAUUGAAAGUUUAUUUAUGUAUAGUGACGGUUUCGUGAAGGUGGCUCGACUGUUGUCAUCGUGCGGCAAUGUAAAUGUGGUUGUAACGUUUCGGACGCACCUUCACGGAACGGUCUGAAGCCCAAUCAAAUCAUAUAUUUUCAUAGCUUCUCAUCUAUAAUGCAGUUGUGCCUAUUGUAACGAAUAGAUUAUAAAUGUGUUUUUAUAUUUCUGUUGUUGCACAUUUUUCUUAAGCAAUGACAGUGGCAGUCCUACUAGUUGUCGACACCGAGUUGUAUUUCUGCUGGACAGAUUGUAAUUUAUCAGUUUGUACUGCUCUCGUUUGAAACUUGUAUAGUGAUGACUAUUUUUUGACUGUCAUGUGUAUGUAAAUUGUAUUGUAAUAGUAGGACUGUGCGGGAUCCUGUGACAGAUCACUGGAUUUUGAAUUGUUUAUACAGAUUGAUAUAUCGUUAAAUAUGUAGUUAAAUUGUAUACGUCACAGGAUUCAAAUAAUGUGAGCUUUGAUCCAGUGUAUCACAAAGUUUUAGUAUAAAUUUGUUAGAAAAGGACUGCUUUCUCAUGUAUGUAAAAAUGUAUGUCAAUCGGCUCAUGUCCUUUUUUGAGUGAAUGUAAAGACAACAAUUUUUUUGACAAAUAAAAUGUUUGUAAAUCUUUAACUCAAAAACUGUACCUGGUGAUUGUAUUAAUACGGAAAUAUACAUUUACUACAAAUCUUCUAACCGUUAUUUUGAUUAAAACAUCAUAUUUGAA
This is a messenger RNA of Colias croceus (clouded yellow), 2855 nucleotides long. RefSeq names its product protein LSM14 homolog B. Bases 124 to 1680 code for a protein of 518 amino acids. Lineage: Eukaryota; Metazoa; Arthropoda; Insecta; Lepidoptera; Pieridae. Gene Ontology annotation, cellular component: P-body. The record is from RefSeq and is a predicted model, not a curated record. The transcript has 9 exons. Gene Ontology annotation, biological process: P-body assembly; cytoplasmic stress granule assembly. Gene Ontology annotation, molecular function: mRNA binding.